CAAGAGCAACGGGGAAAAUGUCUCAAGCUCGUUGUAAUCCUGCUUCGUGCUGUUCUCAGAGUUUUUGGCGCAGGUGCACGGUCAGGUCCCACCCUUCACCUGUCAAUCAUCUGUUCAUGCAAUCAGAGGGUCAGCUGAGACACGUGCUCCGAGCGCUGCUGGGGGCUUUCAGUGGAGCAGUCCUGUUUCUAGGCAUCUCCCACAACCUGCCUCUGAACCUGGAGCUGAAGCUGAUCGCAGGAGCCCUCUUCACCGGCUUGUGCGCUGUGAGUGGGGCUUGCUCGUCCUUCGUCAGGUGUUCUCUCCUGCUCACAUUUCCCAUGAUGCUUGGCUCUAGAGGCAGAGCUUACAUCCUACUGCUCCUCCUGUCCCUGCUCUACUCAGGUCCACUUCAUAAUAUGCAUGUGAACGUGGAGGCGUGUGCUCUCAGUCUCUCUUGUAAUCUGGACCUGCAGGUGAACAACAGUCGUGUUCUGUGGAGGCAGGCUGUGGUGCCGUUCAUCAGCAUUGCCCAGGAGCUCACGGGCAGCACCGCAGAUUUGGGGAUGGAGUCUCUAAACGUGAGCAUGGCUUUCCAGACCUUCAGACAAGAAGUGAUGCGCCAUUAUGGAGCCGAGCUGUUAGCCACUGACGCUAACAACGGCAAUGACACACAGCAGCAGCUCACUACAAGUACCAUGAUGCAGUGCGACGGUGUGGUCCAGGAGGCGGUGCAGCGCUGCUCUGAGUGGUUCAGUCUGAAGUGGGCGGAGUGCAUGUCCACAGUCUCAGUCCCGGUCCUGAACCACCUCCUCUGUGUCCCCAUGAAGUUCAACUUCCUCUGCGACAUCCUCCGAGUGAUGACGCCCUGGUGCAGAGAGCACCUCCCGGUGGAGGGCAACAUGGGUCACCUGUGGGACCAGCUGAACCGGUCCAUGGCCCACUUCCAACAGGAAUUCAGUGCCAGCAUGGUCCUGGAGGUGAAGGAGGAGCAGCACCAGGAGGUUGUGGAAGGACUGAUUUUGGACCAGAUCUUCACAGACGCAGUCCGGGACUCACUCCUCAGACUCAGAUCUGGGUCUGAGGUCCUGAUGGAAGUUCUACAGACCACUAAGUCCCUCACCUUCAUCACCAUCAUCCUCCAAGCAGUGUGGUACCUGGUGCGGUACAGGAGGGACCUUCGCUUCGAUAAUGUUUACAUCACAUCAUAUUUCAGACGCAUUGAGACACGAAGGAAGACUCAGGGAAAAUGCGGUGUCUUUCCUCUGUCCAAACUUGACCGGAGCUGUUUCAUCCAGCCCUGCAGUCUGAGAAUCCACCCACAGGAGGCGCUAUCAGUGUUCUCUGGUCUGGUUCAGUCAGUCUCAGUUGGACUUCUGACUCUGGUUCUGGUCUGUCUGGACCUGGUUCUGGUCCAUGUUCUGGAGAUAGUGAGCCACAACACCGUCACACAGUUAAACAUUACAGGUGUGCACCAGGUGGACCUGAGAGUGGGCGGGGACUCCAUCAUGGCCCGCCUCCUCAGGAAGACUGUCUCUGCCUUCAACAGCUCUGCCCACUUUGACAUUGACAGCAGCAACAAAGCAUGCUCAGUGGCGCCCUCUGUCCUCUCGCCCUCUGUAUACUGGAGCUGUGCCGCCUGUGUCCUGAUGAUGGCGCUCUGUGGCCUCUUCCAGAUCUACAGCAGCCGCCUGAGGAGAACCAUCUGUGCCUUCUACCACCCCCAGAGGGAGAAGAGGAGGGUUCUGUUCCUUUAUAACCUGCUGCUCCAGAGAAACAGAAAGUGCUCAGGCUCAGACAAGAAGCGCUACACACACCACUGGAACACGGUUUGUGGUCUGAGUCACUGCUGUGGGACUGAAGACCAAAGAAACCACGAGGUCCACUACCAGGUCGAAUAGUCCUGGACCAGAACCAGGACUGAACAGCUCAUAACAGUC
Molecule: messenger RNA, 1919 nt
Organism: Boleophthalmus pectinirostris (great blue-spotted mudskipper)
Lineage: Eukaryota; Metazoa; Chordata; Actinopteri; Gobiiformes; Gobiidae
Gene: dcst1
Product: DC-STAMP domain containing 1
Exons: 16
Coding region: 18-1880 (620 amino acids)
Cellular component (GO): membrane
Source: RefSeq, a predicted model, not a curated record